Molecule: messenger RNA, 187 nt
Organism: Sphenostylis stenocarpa
Lineage: Eukaryota; Viridiplantae; Streptophyta; Magnoliopsida; Fabales; Fabaceae
Source: the annotation of a GenBank genome assembly
AUGUUGGACCACCCCCCUUCAGUUGUAUCUGUCUCAGUAUCAAGAAUGUCAGUAAACAAGGUUUCUGGUUUUUGUGGAGAAAUUACAGUGUAUCCAUUUUUAGAAUUAACGUGCACAAUCUCUAUCUCAUUGGUGUUAUCAACACCCAAUUCUAAGUAUGGUGUUUUUCCAUUUAAUAUAAAUGAGA